Molecule: messenger RNA, 838 nt
Organism: Dioscorea cayenensis subsp. rotundata (Guinea yam)
Lineage: Eukaryota; Viridiplantae; Streptophyta; Magnoliopsida; Dioscoreales; Dioscoreaceae
Exons: 4
Coding region: 194-571 (125 amino acids)
Source: RefSeq, a predicted model, not a curated record
CAGUCUUAAUAGGGGUAACAUAACAGUGCAGCAGACCAUGCCUCAUAAAGCAGCAGCCAGAGCACUCCAUGCCCAACUCCAACCAACCUUCUUAUUCCCCUGCUUUUUUCUCUUUCUCUUUCUCUUUCUCUUUCUGACUUCUUUUUAAACUCCCACCAAACAUCACAGCAGCAUCUCUCUCCUUCACCAACAAAUGGAGGACACUAAUAGGUGGAGGAGCAUUCCAGCUUUUGGCAACUGGGAAUUCUAUGAAGAGCUCCCAAUCACUCAGUACUUUGAAGUCCAUGCAAAACCAUCACAAAACCACCAUAAAAAGGUGAGGCAGAGUGCUAAAGGAACAGGUGCUGUUGUUCAUCAGAAUCAGAAUCAGAAACAGAGACAGAAACAGAAACAGAGUAAGGUUUGUGAUGUGCUUCCCCAAACACCACCAAAGAGAGUUAAACAUCCCAAGGCUGUAGAUGAGGACUUGUACAAGAUCCCCCCUGAACUCCUCCAACAAAAACCAAAGAGGAAAAGGAUGCUUGUGAGCUUCUUAAUAGGAUGCAUAGGGAUGAACUGCAUCUCUGCUUGAGCUUUAAGAUUGUACACUUGUUUUCAAGUGUGUGAGUGUAUGUGUUUUCUUUUGGAGUACUUGUUUUGGAUUUUUAUAUUAUCUUAGUGGUUGCAAUGUAUCUAAUUGAAUGCAUGAUGGGAUGUGUUUGUAGUGUGACCAGUGUCUUUAUUUUCAAGGAGGAGGAAAAUGGGUGCAACUUGCUUGACUUUGUUGUGCUUUUCUGGAGUCCAUUUUCUCCUCAAAGUUAACUUAUAUGUGUAUCUGUUUAUUUGAUUUGACAUUUUA